CCCAGCGCUGGCUCACAUACACACACCUAGGCACUAGCACGCCUUCUCUUAAUUUAGCCAAGCCAAAUAAAAAAAGAACCAAACCAGCUUUUUCGGGCCGCAUUUGUAGUGUUGUUGGUGCUUAUUGAUACGAAUAAAAGGCCACGCGAUGAUAAGCUUUCUGUUCAUUGUAAAUCGCGCGCUCAGCAGCAGCACGGCGGCAAACUUAUCCAGCAAGAAGAUGACCGCCCCGGGACCACGCCCCCUCGUCCUCUGCGGCCCCUCAGGAUCCGGCAAGAGUACGCUCCUCAAAAGACUCUUUGCCGAAUUCCCAAACACCUUUGGCUUUAGUAUAUCCCAUACCACGCGGAAACCACGAGAAGGUGAGGAGCACGGCGUGCACUACUAUUUCGUGGAACGUCCAGAAAUGGAGGCAGCCAUCGCUGGAGACGAGUUCAUCGAAACGGCUGAGUUUACGGGAAAUCUGUAUGGUACCAGCAAGGAAGCAGUUCGUGAAAUCCAGGCCCAAGGUAGAGUCUGCAUUCUGGAUAUCGAACAGAAGGGUGUGGAGCAGAUUCGACGAACGGAUCUCAAUCCCAUACUGAUCUUUAACAAUCCUCCGAGUAUCAAGGAACUAGAACGACGACUGCGUCAACGUGGCUCGGAAACGGAGGAGUCGCUUGCCAAACGGCUGAAUGCUGCCCAGGUGGAACUGGAUUAUGGAUUGACGCCCGGUAAUUUCCACAAGAUCAUUAACAACGUGGACAUUGAUGUGGCCUACGAGGAGUUCCGAAACUUUGUAGUAAAAGAGCUUAAGGAACAGGAGGCUCAGGGAGUGGCUAUUACUCUGAAGUAAGAUAAAGGUAGCUUUGAAAGAUGAUGCGAUGAUAUUAACCUCAAUAGGGUGGGGGUAUAUAGUUUUUUUUUUAAAGGUUCGUAGGCAAAGAAAGUAAUCUGUAUAUGUUUAUCAAUGGAAACUAGGUUUUUUAUCAAAUUGUAUCUAAGACUAAAAGGAAAACCAGGUAUUUUGUUAUAGUUUCAUAUUUAAGACAAACAAAAAGGUUUGAUUCCUACAAACUUCUAAUAUUAUUCUAAGUUUUGUUUUACAAAAUAGGUUUUAAAAUAUUUUUUUUAACUUAAGACUUAAUUCAGCCCUGAAAGAUGUUCAUAUUUAUUAAUCUACUUAAUUCAAAGCAUUUAAUUUUCUACAAGUAAGAUUUGUUUCUUCCAAAGUUACUUAUUUUGUAGAUUAAUAUAGGCGUUAUUCGACCAAGUAAAUAUUUGUGUUAAAGACCGCCAAAAUUAGCCCAAUUAGACUUGCAAACUUGACCUAUAGUUUCCAAUGAAUGUGCGGAAUAUAGAUUACUUUCCGUGUCCCCGAUUCGUGUGGUGCACCCACCCUACAAUCACGUUGACUAAUGGCAUUUAUACUUAAGGAAUGGCUUGUAUUUAUUAUUCUCCUUCUGUCCACCUUACUGUUGUGCAAAUUCGUUGUUGUAGUUGUAAUUUUAAGCUGAAAGUUGUUGCGCUGCUUCACGGUCUCGGAAAACCGGGGAGGCAAUUAAAAUGGAAUCAAUAAAGCAAACAGUUGCGGGUAUAUUGUA
Messenger RNA from Drosophila eugracilis, 1583 nucleotides. RefSeq names its product guanylate kinase. Gene Ontology annotation, biological process: purine nucleotide metabolic process. Gene Ontology annotation, cellular component: cytosol. Gene Ontology annotation, molecular function: GMP kinase activity. Lineage: Eukaryota; Metazoa; Arthropoda; Insecta; Diptera; Drosophilidae. Bases 149 to 835 code for a protein of 228 amino acids. The record is from RefSeq and is a predicted model, not a curated record. The transcript has a single exon.